CUUUUUAUACGCACAGGAAAGUAGACUUGACAUUUAUAGGUCUUACCCAGUAUACAGUGUUUGGUAUUACUGUUUCCGUUGAUAAGUCUUGUGUCUUGACAAGCGGUUGAAAUGGCUAUCACCGUUCGCAACGCAACUGCUUUGGCCGUCGCACACCGCAGGACCGUUCGGAGUGUGGCUGUCCGCCCGGCUGCCCGUUCCGCGACCCGUAAGAUGGUGAUCAGGGCGUCUGCCGAGCCAGCCAGCACUCCAGUCAAUGAGAACCUUCAGAAAGUCCAAACUGCUGCGACGGAGGCCUGGACCUGGAUGAAGACCAGGUGGGAGGCCACGGAGGAUAGCGAGAAGCCUGCUGUGGUGGCUAUUGUCAUUGGUGUCGUGAUUGCCCAGAUCGCGAUUGGCGCGACCAUUGACGUGGUGGAUCGCAUCCCGGUCGUUAGCACUAUUCUGAAGCUCUUGGGGCUUGGUGUCACCGGGUACUACAUCUUCAAGCUGACGACCGACCCUGUUGAGCGUGACGCGGUGAAGUCUUCCGUUACCGGCUUCCUGGAGAAGGUCACCGGCGACGACAAGUAAAAAUAACAUCAGAUGAUUGUUCUAUUCGUGUGUCACGUGGCAAGGGUUUGAUUGUGAUUUGCAUGUCAUUUUGCGAUCCAGUUAGUUUAGACAACGUACAAAUUGUGUAUUGAAGUGAUAGUAAGGUUAUAGUGAGGGCUUUGUAUAAUGAAGAUUCCUUCGGUGCACCAUAUGAACCUCUCGCACGAAUAGUAUGCUGCUGUUCGCUGGGUUGUGUAUAUUCUCUUGUAUUUUCUGCCCCAAUCCAGGCUGUUAUUUUUUGGAGAGAAUUGAUUGUCUUUGAUUAGUUCGGUGGCUAAGAUGUUUGGGUUUUUUUGAAUGGACGAUGUACAAUUUAUUGCUUGUUCCACUCGGUGUUGUUUAUAUUCGAAACCGUAAGUGAUCCGAAGAGUCAGUGUUCUGAUGUUAGUGUUAUGAGCAUGAGUGUAUCAGAAUAGGAUGAAGAGGAAGGGUUCGUAUAGUACGUAUACAUCGUUGUAAUAACAAGGGACCAGUACCACGCCGGUCAU
Molecule: messenger RNA, 1082 nt
Organism: Volvox carteri f. nagariensis
Lineage: Eukaryota; Viridiplantae; Chlorophyta; Chlorophyceae; Chlamydomonadales; Volvocaceae
Exons: 7
Coding region: 112-573 (153 amino acids)
Cellular component (GO): thylakoid
Source: RefSeq, a predicted model, not a curated record